AUGGCUAAAUCUGGCUACUUGGGCCACAUGACCUCAAGCUGCUAUCACCUGGGGUCGCCCAACCCCGGCAACCGUUGCCUGAGUGAAUCUAGUAGUUCAAUAAUCCAUGGGGACAAGCCACCGAAGAAAAGCGAGGAGCCAAAGAAGGGGAAGUGUGAGAAGCCACCUACGAAGCACAAGCCACCCCACGAGGGCCACAUUCUUGUAGAGGAAGUGGAAGAGGGCUCAAAGAAGCCCGUCCCUGAGCAGAAGCCACCAAAGAAAGGCGAGGAGCCAAAGAAGUGGAAGGGAGGCAAGCCACCACGCGAGGGUCACAUUCUCGUAGAAGAGGUGGAAGAGGAUGCGAAGAAGCCAUUCCCCCAGCACAAGCUGCCAAAGAAAGGGGAGGAGCCGAAGAUGGGGAAGGGAGAGAAGCCCCCACUCAAGCCUCCCACCAAGAACUGA
This is a messenger RNA of Eucalyptus grandis, 444 nucleotides long. RefSeq names its product early nodulin-75-like. The coding region runs from base 1 to 444 and encodes 147 amino acids. The record is from RefSeq and is a predicted model, not a curated record. The transcript has 2 exons. NCBI's taxonomy places the organism in Eukaryota, Viridiplantae, Streptophyta, Magnoliopsida, Myrtales, Myrtaceae.